GGAAAAACAAGUCAUCGUUGAACUCGUACAAACAACGUCCUCGAGAUCAGUAAAAAAGGCAGCCGAGCCGAACUAUAAAAGCACACAAAGAAAGAAAAAAUGAAACAACAACAACAACGAUUAAGCCCUAGCUUAUCUGAGUAGCUAUUCCUUUUCUUUUUUAUCUUUGAAAUUCCAAAAAGAACAUAAACGAAUCAUAGAAAAGAUUAUUUUAAAAAAAAAAUUUAUUAUUCAGAAAAGAGACUGUUAUUAUUAUGAAAUCGUGAUCGAUACUAUUUUUUUUUUCCUUUUUUGGUUCAUGGCUAGACACGAUAACUUUCCCGAGAAACAAACAUGGGGUACGUGGGAGGAGCUUUUACUUGCCUGCGCCGUUCAUCGUUACGGCAGCGACAGUUGGGACUCUGUUGCUAUGGAACUCCAGAAACGAACUUCCACGCUCCAGCACCUUUUCGUUACUCCUCUGGCUUGUCAACAGAAGUUUGAAGACCUUAAACGCCGUUUCUCUGAAAACGACGUCGGAGGAUGCGAUGCAAAAACUACUAAUAACAACAUCUCCACCGCCGCCGUUCCUUGGCUUGAUCAGCUCCGAAAGCUCCGCGUUGCUGAACUCCGUCGCGAAGUUCAACAAUAUGACCUCUCCAUCGUGUCGUUGCAAUUGAAGGUUCAGAGAUUGAAAGAAGAGAGAGAACAUAGCUUAAGAGAGAACGGAAAAGUAACUGAAAAAUUGGAUCUGGAGAGAGAGAAGGAAAGUGAGAAAAAGGACGAAGAAAUCGAACCGGUGGAUCAAACCCGAAAACCGGUUCACGGCGGGGAAGAGUCCGACCGGGAGAAUCGUUCAGUAAACGAGUCGAAUUCUACAGAUCCGAAGGAUGAGAGUCCAGAAACCGGGCCAGAGGAAGCGAAGGUUGAACCGGAACCGGUCGAGCCGGAAGUAUGUGAAAAGGCGAAGGUGGAGAACGACAAGCCAGCAGGAGAGGAUUCGUGCAACGGGAGCUGUGAUAGUGUGGCGAAGCAAUCGGCUGAAAACUCGGAGCGAGUUGACCCGAGGGGGGAACCUGGUGACUCGCCCGAGUCAGUGGCCGAAUCAAAGGGUGACGAACCUAUUAGAGAGAGCAGCGAUGUACAGAGCUCGGCGAGCUUGUCCGGCAAGGAAAAGAAAAUUGCUGAACCGGGUGAACCGGACGAACCGGAUAACGAGGAAUUGGACCAAUCUCCCGCCAUCAAGGAGGUGUCAAUUGAAUCUCAGCCGUUGGUUGAGUUCCUCGAGAUCCUCCGGUCUCAUACGCUCGGCUCCCUCUUCGAGCGCCGACUCGAAAGCCAGGAAACACCAGAUUACCUGAACUUGAUUCGGCAACAUCUUGACUUUGAGUCCAUCCGCAUGAGGCUUGAAGAAGGUUGGUAUUCAGGAUGGAAAAUCAAGUUCUUUAGAGACCUGCUGUUGCUUUUAAACAAUGCCAUUGUUUUCUUUGGCAAGAAGUCCCCACAAUACAUGGCUGCUAUUGAGUUUCGACAACUUGUUUCAAAGGAGAUUGCUGCCCAAGCUCCUAAUUCAAACGUAUUGCCCAAAGAAAAAUCGUCCACGCUGCCUGAAUCCCAGAUGCCUUUGAAUCCAGAACCUGAACCAUCCCUUCCCUUGUCAAUGAAACCUAAAUUAUCAGUUCCAUUGAUUGCAUGUCGCAAACGCAGCUCAAUUACUGCAAAAGCAUCAACAUCAUCUUCUGGACAAGAGAAAAAAAGGCAGCCAAUAGCUUCAUUGAUGAAUGAAAAACCAGCUCUAGAUUGGAAGCAACAAGAUAAAUCGUCUGAGAAGGCCGAGGAAAGUCCUGUAACAAAGAAGAGAACAAGAGAAAGAUCUGCCGCCUCAGGUGCAAGAAAAGCCAACAAAAAUGUCAAGACUCGUAAUAACACAAACACAACAAAAAAUUCUGAUACCAAUAGUCAUGCUGCCAUUUCAAGCAAAGGUGGAUCGUCAAAUGAGAAUUCGGAAUCCAAGGGUGAGAUGGAGAAGACCAACACUAAUGUCAGUUCAAAGAAGCGAAGUGCGGCAAAUUUCCUGAAUAGGAUGAGGAGCUCCUCAUCCAAUAAUGGGCCACUAAUAGAGACACUAAAGGGCGUGAUUAGUUCUGAUAAUGGUAAAGUAGAUGCAGGUGAGCAAAAGAAGAACAGCAGUAGUAAAGCUGAUCAACGGAAGGAUCAAAUAUCAGCUCCUCGGACUCGUUCUGGUGGAAAAAAAGCAAAAGAGAGGGGAAGUCCGGCAAAGAGGAGUACGGGACGACCACCAAAAAGAGCCGCAGCACCAUCCCCUGCUACCCCCUCUGUUACUGCUAAGCGGGGAAGGGAAGUUGUUGAGAACGAUUCCGGCACUGGACAGGCAAAGAAGCGUUCAAGAAAAUGAAGGGUGUUUCCUGUAUUUUUUUAAAAAUAUUUUUGUAAGAUUGUUCAGCGCCUUGUAGCAAAUUGUGUUAGGCAGUUAAAUUAUAUUUUCUUCUACCAA
Durio zibethinus is the source of this 2494-nucleotide messenger RNA. RefSeq names its product DNA-binding bromodomain-containing protein. Gene Ontology annotation, molecular function: protein binding. The record is from RefSeq and is a predicted model, not a curated record. Lineage: Eukaryota; Viridiplantae; Streptophyta; Magnoliopsida; Malvales; Malvaceae.